Nothobranchius furzeri (turquoise killifish) is the source of this 3077-nucleotide messenger RNA. RefSeq names its product GIPC PDZ domain containing family, member 2 (gene gipc2). The record is from RefSeq and is a predicted model, not a curated record. NCBI's taxonomy places the organism in Eukaryota, Metazoa, Chordata, Actinopteri, Cyprinodontiformes, Nothobranchiidae. Gene Ontology annotation, molecular function: protein binding.
CCACUGCGCAUGCGUUCCACUGCACGCUGAUACACAAACAGGGGAGCUAUUGUUGCUCGAGGACUGAGCAACAGUGGCAGGUUGUGUCAGGUUUUUUUUAAUCACACUCAGCCUGUUGAAUAUUUUACUUUAGCUCGGGUCAUAGCGGGAAAAGUUAAAGUUCUGUUGAACGCAGGUGAAAAAAGCGUCGGGGGAAGAAGGGAAGACGCUGAAGGAAAAGGAGGAAGUAAGGACGAUUUGGAAUCCAACAGGUCAGCCGCUUCAAGUGCUCACCGCAGCGGCUCGGACUUUUAAGAUUUUAAAUCCUCACCGAACCGCCGUCAAGAAACAUGCCGUACGGACCGUGGAAAAAGAAAAACAAAUCCACGAAGGAACAUUUGGUCGAGAACGAGGAGGUGAGCGGCGGACACGCAGGUGCUGGGAGCUUGAGUAAAUCCGCCGUGAAUGGAGCGGGGCUCCCGCCUCCACCUGCCAACCUGCGGCCCAAGCUCGUCUUCCACACGCAGCUAGCGCAUGGGAGCCCCACCGGCAGGAUCGAGGGAUUUACCAACGUUAAAGAGCUGUACUCCAAGAUAGCAGAGGCGUUUAAUAUAAGCGCACCUGAGAUCUUGUUCUGCACUCUCAACACCCACAAGAUUGACAUGGAGAAGCUGCUGGGGGGUCAGAUCGGUCUGGAGGAUUUUAUUUUCGCCCACAUAAAAGGAAUCAAAAAGGAGGUGGAAGUGCAUAAAUCUGAAGAUGCUCUUGGUCUCACUAUCACCGACAACGGAGCAGGUUAUGCCUUUAUAAAGCGAAUCAGAGAGGGCAGUGUUGCAGACAAGGUGAAGGUGAUCUGCGUGGGCGACCAUGUGGAGUGCAUUAAUGGCCGUAAAAUCGUUGGGAUGAGGCAUUACGAAGUGGCUCGUAUGCUGAAAGACCUGCCCAGGGACAAAAUGUUCACUCUGAAGCUGGUGGAGCCGAUGAAGGCUUUCGAAAUGCUUGAGCCAAGAUCUAAAGGUGGAAAACCAAGCAGUGAAAACAAGAUUGGCACAGGGAAAAGCACUCUGAGGCUUCGGUCCAAAGGUCCGGCUACUGUGGAGGAAGAGCCGACAGAAUUCGAGGAGAAGGCCAUCAAGAAAGUGGAUGACCUCCUGGAGAACUACAUGGGCAUCCGAGACACUGAACUUGCUGCUACGAUGGUCGAAGUUGGCCGUGACAAAAAGAACCCAGAUGAAUUUGCCACGGCGCUCGACGAGACCCUCGGAGACUUUGCCUUUCCUGAUGAGUUUGUCUUUGACGUCUGGGGGGCCAUCGGUGAUGCCAAGCAGGGAAGAUUUUAAGUUUGCUGCUGCACACACACGCACACACACACACACGCACGCACGCACACACACACUCCUUCCUCAACUCAGAAAAGCCACUGGACAAACAUGGACAGAGUUCUGUCACUUUAUUCUUUACUGUAAUCUUCUAAAAGUUUUUGUGAUCUGCUUCCCGUGUGCUGGAGAGUUAAAGAGCAAGUCAACCCCUAUCAGAGUCCUACUGCACCCACACUUCCUGUUUGAAAAAUGCAUUGCUCAAGAGAUUUUCCGUUGGAGAGAUGCGAGUCACUAAAAACACACACUGCUCGGUCAGAGAAAUGGCAGCAAGUUUCCUAGUCUGGAGGAUUUCUCUCCUCCUCCUUCGCCAGAGGAAAGGGAGGGGAGAAUGGAUUUUUAUCGCUUUGUAUUGGCUCAUGAAUGGUCGAGGCAACCGCGGAGUGGUCAAGACUUGGCUGCAGAACAGCCACCUAAGAAAUACUGGCUAACGUCAGAAAUCACAGCUUAGCCAAAAGCAAUGGCUAAUUCAAAUUCAAGUGUAGUGUAUACUUUAGACCUGGAGAGGGCGCCACAAGGAUUGUUUUAGGGAUAUUUAUAUUUUAAUUAAGAUGCACUUAAAUGCCAAAAAUAAUGCCUACACAUGUUUACACCACUAUUAGAUACUCUUUUAUAUAGUUUCUCUGCCGAAAAAGUUGAUUUGGGGGUGACUUGCUCUUUAACUCAUUCACUGCCAGCCAUUUCCUGAUCACUAACGGCCUUCGCUGCCAGCGUUUCUCACCGGUUUUACUGUUUUUUAAGAGUCACAGAACGUUGCGCGCUAGCAUGAUGUUGAUGCCAAAACAACCAAAACAAAGAGGAGACUCACCUCUUACAUCAGGAAGAAGCCGCGUGUUUCGAGCGUUAUCCGUUCUUUCAUAAUCCGUUGUCGAAUUGUGAUCGGCAGACGCUUUUCUGGUUCGCGCCUCACUUUUUUUUACAGGAACGGCCCAAAACUAUCUCCAAACACAUGGAUGUGUUGCUUCCUGAUCAUGUGAUCUGUGAUGUAUGCGGAUGAAGAUUGGCUUCAGGGCUGAGAUGUUUGUUCUGUCAGCGCGGGGGCUCGUUCCGAUGCUCAAACAGUAAAAAAAUGCAAAUGACGACUUUAGUCGUCAUUGGCAGUGAAUGAGUUAAUGGUUUAUUCCAAAUCCUAAAAACUCACAGCAGUCAACAGGAGUUUAAAGUGGCCAUAAGUUGCACUCAAACCCAAAAUUUGACCACCUUCCUACUAUUUUCUAGUUGUCCAUGUAUAAAUAUACAGAUGUGGCACACAUCUUUUAUAGAUUUUUUUAUUCUUAUGUCAAAGAGCUGCUGAUUUUACAGCAGAAUUAUUUAAUUAGAAUAAUUAGUAGUGAUUAUAUUUCUGUCGUGACAACUAUUUCUCUUUAUAGAGCUUUCAUAUAAGUCAUAUUUGGCAGCCAUCAUGUUGCAUAAUGAUCUUCAAUUUUUCAGCAAGUUACCAUACAUUCCUUCUGUUUUUCUCACUGUUAAAUAGAUAUUUAGAUAUGUAUUCCACCAUUUUCCUGUAAUUUAUUUAAUCAUGUAAAAUAAUUAGCUGUAAGAUUUGUUAUUAAGACAUAUUUAGAGUUGUGUUUACGAUUGGAUCAAGUGUAUCAUCUCAAAUGCUGAAGCAUUAAUGUGAACCCACACGCUAAUCCACGGACGUGACCGGUUUGUAGCAGUUUAACGAACCAGGAGGGAUCGCUGCUGUUGCCGAAGACAAUAAAAUCUGAUCGAUUGUAA